AUGGGUAAGACUCCUCACAAUAAUCUUCAUACGGUGGUGGAUACAAAGGUGGUUAUGGCGGCGGCGGCAGCGGCGGCGGCGGCGGUGACGAUGCGGGUGGAUUCGUCUUUGGAUCUCAACAAGGAAGCCAGGGAAACAACCAAAAGAGAAAAUGAUACGCUGCGUCCCGUGACGAUCAAGCAAAUCCUCGAUGCCGAAGAGACCUACAGCGAGUCCGGCGAAUUCCGCAUCGAUGGCGCCCAUAUUGCUCAGGUCACAUUUGUCGGCCAAAUUCGCUACGUCAACGCCUUCCAGACCAAUAUACAAUUCAAGAUAGAUGAUGGGACCGGUGUGCUUGAGUGCAAAAAGUUCGUCGAUCCAGAGAAGCCCAAGGACGGCCCCGAGUUCAAAGUACUGGAGCACGAUUACGUACGCGCAUAUGGUCGCCUGAAAUCCUUCAACAACAAUCGCAACGUUAUCCUACACUUCAUACGCCCAGUGUCAGACAACAAUGAGAUACACUAUCAUCUCCUUGAGGCGGCAGCCGUUCACCUCUACUUCGCAAAGGGCCCAGUUGGCGGCCAAGGAGCAGGCACUGUUAACGCGGGCGGUGGUGACAGCAUGUUUGUAGACGACAAUGGCUAUGGUGGUGGUGUCGGUGCUGGCGCUGGUGGCAACGCCGGCGGAGGUGUCGGUGGUAACAUGAAUCAGCACGCGGGAGGGGCUGCCAAGCUCGGCAACGUGUCGUCAGAAGCACAGAGACUGUACAACUUCAUGCUGAAUACACCCGGUGGCAACGAAGGCUUGCAUCUGCAGGUUCUUGGCAAGAGCUCCGGGAUGACGACAAGGGAAGUGCUUAAGGCUGCAGAUGAGCUGCUUGGCCAAGGCGUAAUAUACACAACGGUCGAUGAUGAGACAUGGGCAGUGUUAGAAUACUAA
Molecule: messenger RNA, 918 nt
Organism: Parascedosporium putredinis
Lineage: Eukaryota; Fungi; Ascomycota; Sordariomycetes; Microascales; Microascaceae
Source: the annotation of a GenBank genome assembly